Lactuca sativa (garden lettuce) is the source of this 510-nucleotide messenger RNA. NCBI's taxonomy places the organism in Eukaryota, Viridiplantae, Streptophyta, Magnoliopsida, Asterales, Asteraceae. The record is from RefSeq and is a predicted model, not a curated record.
AUGGAACAACUCUUUUUCUCAAGCAAACGCUUUUGUUUCGUCAUCAUAUUCGCUGCACUAGCAGCAGCUGAUGACGACUUUACCGGUUUGCUAUGCGUUAGUGAGUGCAACACCUGCCCUGCCGUUUGUUCAUCUCCUCCGUCUGUCUCCAAGCCACCACCCUCUCCAACUCCCCCUGCUGUUGCAUCCAGGCCGCCACCGUCACCUUCUCUGGUCCAACAUGCUCCGCCACCGCCACGAUUUUACUAUUUUGAUUCACCGCUAUCUAUAGCACCGCCUCUGACAAAGUCGACUCCACCACCAGCAUAUACCUCAGUGGGUGGAAAGAAAACCAGUCCACCACCUCCACGAUUCGUGUACUUUCCUUCCGCUGGUGGUGAUUCUGGACAAACAAGUUAUCCAUAUCCGUACUACGUUUAUGAUUCAAAGGCUUGUUCUUUGUGCGUAGGGUUUUUCUGGGUUUUAUGGCUGUUGGUCGUGGUUCAUGUUACACUUCAAGUUCCUGUGUGA